Messenger RNA from Octodon degus (degu), 975 nucleotides. RefSeq names its product CD207 molecule (gene Cd207). The coding region runs from base 1 to 975 and encodes 324 amino acids. The transcript is spliced from 6 exons. The record is from RefSeq and is a predicted model, not a curated record. NCBI's taxonomy places the organism in Eukaryota, Metazoa, Chordata, Mammalia, Rodentia, Octodontidae.
AUGAAGGCUGCAGAGACAGAAGUCCAUGAUGUGCACUUCUCUGUGGAUAAGCAGAACAUUGCCCUCUGGCCUCGAGAAUCACCUAAGCAAGAUCCACCUCUGGGCCCGAGGAAGCCUCUCACCAUCCGUGUGGUGUUGAUCUGCUUGUCGCUGGCUGUGGUCGCCUCCAUCGUGCUGCAGGCCGUUCUCUAUCCCUGGUUUAUGGGCACAAUCUCUGAUGUCAAGACCAAUGCUCAGUUGCUGAAAGGCCGUGUGGACAACAUCAGCACCCUGCCUUCUGAAGUCAAGAAGAACAGUGGUGGCGUGAAAGCAGCUGGCGUUCAGAUCCAGAUGGUGAACGCCAGCUUGGAUGGAGUGCAUUCUCAAAUCCUGAUACUGAAAGCCAGCGUGGAGACAGCCAAUGCCCAGAUCCAGAGUUUAAGAAAAAAGUGGGAGGAAGUCGAUCAUUUAAAUACCCAAAUACCAGAAUUAGAGAGAGAUUUGGACAAAGCCAGUGCUUUAAAUGGAAUGAUCCGGGCACUACAGAGCAGACUGGACAAUAUCAACAAAAUGCUCAGACGACAAAGUGACAUCCUGCAGAUGGUUUCUCAAGGCUGGAAAUUCUUCAGGGAGAACUUUUAUUACUUUUCUCACAACCCAAAGACCUGGUACAGUGCCGAGCAGUUCUGUAUGUCGCGGGAGUCACACCUGACUUCGGUUACCUCCCAGCAGGAGCAGGAGUUUCUAUAUAAGACAGUAAGUGGAGUGCCAAACUGGAUUGGCCUGACCAAGGCAGGCAGCGAAGGGAAAUGGCACUGGAUGGAUGAAACUCCAUUCAAGGAAAGCAUGAGCUUCUGGAUUCCAGGGGAGCCCAACAAUAUGGGGAACAGUGAACACUGUGUCAAUAUAAAGUUGUACUCGCUCCAGUCCUGGAACGAUGCUUCCUGUGACAUUAAGUUCUCUUUCAUCUGUAAGCGGCCCUACAUCCAGUCAUAA